Messenger RNA from Spinacia oleracea (spinach), 732 nucleotides. Lineage: Eukaryota; Viridiplantae; Streptophyta; Magnoliopsida; Caryophyllales; Amaranthaceae. The record is from RefSeq and is a predicted model, not a curated record.
CUUACCCAAUUGAAUUAAUCAUGUAGCCACAACUUCAACUUGCAAAAUCCUCUAUAAAUAAGACGAGUGAAGGAAGCUUAUACACCAUCAACCAAAAGUGCAAAACAAAAUCUAACUAGAUUUCUCCAAAAACAAAAGAAAUUCCUUGAAUUCCUUGCAUUAUAUUUAUGGCUAGCUCCGCUGUUAUCAAGUUAGCUUGUGCAGUCCUGUUGUGCAUCGUGGUCGCUGCACCAUACGCUGAAGCAGGUAUAACUUGUGGGAUGGUUUCAAGCAAACUUGCUCCUUGCAUUGGGUACCUUAAAGGAGGCCCCUUGGGCGGUGGUUGCUGUGGUGGAAUUAAGGCCCUGAACGCGGCAGCUGCCACCACUCCUGACAGGAAAACUGCAUGCAAUUGCCUCAAAAGUGCUGCUAAUGCCAUUAAGGGAAUCAACUACGGAAAGGCUGCUGGUCUCCCUGGUAUGUGUGGCGUCCAUAUUCCCUACGCCAUUAGCCCCAGCACCAACUGCAACGCCGUCCACUAAACCGCAAAUGUUAUAACAAAAAUGGAAGAUGGAGCUACAUAGGAGUGGCCCAGUUACUAAGCUCGUAGAGUGUAUGAUAAUAAAAGAAGAGAGAUCAUCUUUGCCAAGUCGCUAGCUUGUAUUUCUUGUUUCAUGUAUUAUUGCAACUUUUCUAUUACUUUUCGGGUUACAAAUAUCCUAAUAUUACCAACUACGAAGUACUUCUUAUUUA